AUGGCAGACAGCUUUAAUUCAAGUGGAUAAUUUUAUAAUUUUGUUGGAACAGCUGGAACAGCAGACUUUUUACCAGGAUCAGGUUAAGAAUAAUAGUAAUGAUAAUUAUACUAUAUUUAGAUUAAGUUUCGGAAGGAAUUAUUUGGGAUAUAAUGAUCAAUAAGCAGGAAGUUUUUAAAAUAAUUUCCAUCAAUCUUAAUUAAUAGAUUCUGAAGUUAAAAAUAGUCUGGAUUAAUUUUUUGAAAUGAAAAUUGAUGAUGUUAGAUUGGAUAAUUUAUUAAUUCAAGAGGAGUCUUAAAAUCAAUAAAAACUUAAAUAAUCCAUAAAUUCAGAUAGGAAUAGCAGAUCUCAAUAUUCAGGAGAUCAAGAUUUCCGAUUAGGUUGUAAUGGUCCUUAUUAUAUGUAGAAUCAGCGGAAUAAAUUAAUAGUAAAUUUAAACCUGAAGUUAAAAUGCUUAUCCCUUAAAAUUAGGGUAAGAGCAUAUAUAGAGAAAAGAUUGACUCUUUAUUAGAGAAGCGAACAUCUAAUAAUAACUCAGUAUCUCCAUCAAUAACACCAAGAUCAUCUAAAAGUUAAUAGAAGUUAGAAAGAAAGAGAUCUUAAAAUCUUUAGAAUGAAACUUCAAAUGAAAUGACAGAUCCAACUUAAUUAAAAUUAGCAAAAAAUAGAGAAUCUGCAAAGAAUUCAAGAGAAAGAAAAAAAAUAUAUUAAUAAUUACUCGAAAAAUAGGUACAAGAAUUACAAUAGGAGAAUGAAAAAUUAAAAGAUAUUUGUAAAAAUUAAGCCUAAUCUAUGGAAAUAGUGAAUAAAAAAACUCAAAAAGUAUUUAAUUGAUUUAUAUAGUUUUAAUUAUUUUUAGAAUAAUAGUAAUAAAUGUUUGAGAAAUUGGAAUUGUGUAUAAUAAAAAAGGCUAAUUUUGAUGAAAUUGGAAUAAUAAUGGAUGCAUUAAGAUAUAGAAUAUAAUCAAAUUCAUAAGAAAGAAAUGAUACUGCAAGAGUUUACUUCGAUAGCAUAGCUGAAAUAAUGUUACCGAUGUAAGUGAAAUAUUUAUUAUAUGCAUGCUAAAAUUCAAAAGAUAUGUUUGCAAAUACAGAUUAGUAUUUUAUUUUAGGUUAUUCUUUAUUUGUAGAGAUUAUAGUGAAUGGUUGAAAGAAGGUUUUGAAAGCACAAAUGUUUAAUUUGAGAAUUUCACCAAACUUAAAAAAUUUUAGUCAAAGGUUUAAUUAUUAAAAUAAAAUAUUUCUAAGUAAUUAAUUAUAUUAAUUAUUAAGUUCUUUAGAUAAAAUUAAGAAUGAAAUCAAGUCAAUCUAAGAUCAUGCUUCUAAAUUGGAUUAAGUUUGGGAUGCAUUGAAAUCUAUAUUAAAUCCACUCUAGUUAGGCACAUUAAUGUGUUCCCUUUAUCAUGUAAUAAUUUAUAAGUGAUUAUUAGAAUCUCUAUAGAAAUGAAUUAUAAACAAGUACAUUAUUUGCGUAAUUAAAAAAUUCUCAAGCUGAGGAGGAUGACUUUUCUUUUAAGAUAGAGGAAGAAAUAAAUUAUGGAACUAAUAAAAUGGUUAAAAGGUGUUGA
Paramecium primaurelia is the source of this 1567-nucleotide messenger RNA. The record is from the annotation of a GenBank genome assembly. Lineage: Eukaryota; Ciliophora; Oligohymenophorea; Peniculida; Parameciidae.